Messenger RNA from Durio zibethinus, 1205 nucleotides. RefSeq lists its product as uncharacterized. NCBI's taxonomy places the organism in Eukaryota, Viridiplantae, Streptophyta, Magnoliopsida, Malvales, Malvaceae. The record is from RefSeq and is a predicted model, not a curated record.
GCCUUCUGUUUUCUUUCUUUACUUCAUGGGUCAAAUAAAGAAGUAACGAAAAUUGCAAAUAAAAUGUGCUCGAAAAAAGCUCUAAUCUGAGAUUGAAGGGCUAGAGAAUGGGUUCUCACCAAGUUCAGGCAGCAACUAAAGUAUAUCGUGACCUUCUCAAAGCAGUGAAAAAACACAUUGGAAAUGAAGAGUACAAGAAGCAUUUUAGUGAGCAUAUAACGCAAGAGUUUAGGAUGAACUGUCAACUUUCAGACCCUUCUUUGGUUACCAAAAAGAUCAAGCUUGCCAAUGAUUAUACUUUUUUACUUAACAGUGUGCAUCAUCACAAGGAGUUAUUGUUUUCUUACAACGUAGCAGUAGAUAGGUCAGAUGAAAUGAAAAGAAUACUUGGAAAAUCAGCGGCUAGUGUUGGUCUUCAGCUUCCUGAGGUCUAUCAGCCUUGAUAUCAGUGGAGGAUAGUUUUCUUCAUCCUCUUUAUCUUGGGGAGAAUAAUUUUGCCUCUGCCAUUCUAUAAAUGCUGAAAACUCAAAUCAAUUAGAUUCUUGUUUAUAUCUACAAUUUAUGCUCUGCCAACCAAUUGAAACCCUGGAUUGGUUAACUUGUUUUUGCAUUGUGGUUGAAUUGAACUUGUUAAUGCUGCUUGAACCUUGAAGAAGCUGCAAGGAGCUGUUUUGUUUGAAAGGGGGAAACGUUUAUCUGUGUUUCUUCAUCAGGAAUCAUGCUAUCUCAUAUUCAUAUGCUAAUUUUCGUGCGACAAGUUAACUAUUUAUCUUGUUCUGCAUGAUGUGUUAUAAUCCUUGGUCGAAACUCCUGAUAUUAAAGCAGUUAUCAUUUGAGUUAAGCAUCCGUUUUCAGUGUUUUGCAGUUGUAUAUUUCCAUUUUCCUGCAGUAAUGCUAGUGUUGUAGUUGUUCUAUCAUAACAGAAAUCAACAGCAAGCUUUUGUUCUUUUUAACAAGGUACAAUUUAGAGAGGCGAUUCAAACCGAGCUUUUUUAGCUUAAUCAGGAAUAUCAGCACCUACCAUUGGCCCUAACACCUUGGUACGGCAAGCUUUUCUAUGUAGAAAUUGUUCGAACAAAACUCCAUUGAUUGCCUUAAGUCCUUAUAACCUGUAGCUGCAUUGGGUUCUGUAAUUGAUGCUCUCUGGGCCUGCAACUUGUUUUUUUUACUGAUCCAAGUGCAUUUAAAUAAUGGACAAGCUAGAC